Molecule: messenger RNA, 772 nt
Organism: Vanessa atalanta (red admiral)
Lineage: Eukaryota; Metazoa; Arthropoda; Insecta; Lepidoptera; Nymphalidae
Gene: mRpL17
Product: 39S ribosomal protein L17, mitochondrial
Exons: 2
Coding region: 81-683 (200 amino acids)
Biological process (GO): translation
Cellular component (GO): ribosome; mitochondrial large ribosomal subunit
Molecular function (GO): structural constituent of ribosome
Source: RefSeq, a predicted model, not a curated record
AUCUAAGUAAUGAUAAAAAUAUAACCUCAGAACAGUUGAAUUACAUUUCUGUUUAAAUAAAAUAAUUAUAAGAAUCGAAUAUGAAUCAAGCUGAUAUUUCUAAAAUUGUUUCGAAGUUACGAAUAAAAGUACCACCUGAACAUCGCCGACUAAAAGGCCCACAAGGCCCGGAAGGCAGGCUAAAUAAAUUGCGAAAAACUGUUACGGGCUUAAUUAAAUAUGAAAGAAUUGAACUAAAUUACCGUCGAGGUGAUGAAGCGCGUCAAUAUGCUGAGAGGUUAAUAUCCGAAGCUAUCAGUCAUGGCGAUUGUCAUAAACCCACAAUGGAAAUAGCAGAUUACUGGUUACUUGAAAAGCAACUAGUUCACAAAUUAUUUAAGGUCUUAGUACCAAGAUAUGAGAAUUAUAAUACAGCUUUUACCAAAAUGUAUAAAGCACCACAGGCUUACUAUGGAAGAAAUAUUGAUAAGGCUGUUCUAGAAUUAAGAGGAAAUCCAUACCCCUCAUUGACAAAUAAACAGUCAAAUAAUAGACUUUUACUACAAAAUGUUCUAUUAGAUGCAGCUAAAUAUGACUACAGACAAGCAAAAUAUGCAGAAAUGGCAGACAAAAUGAGUAAAACUGAAGAAUUACAGACAAAAUUAGACAAUAACCCAGAAAGUAAACCUUCUGAAUCCUCAUAAUGCAACAUUACUAAAGGUUGUUGAUAAUUAUGUAAUAGAGUAUGUAGUGAAUUAAUUACUAUAAGAAUAAAAAGUUAAAGCUAAAUUUA